GAGGCAGCACACAGGUCGUGUUUAGCAGCAAAAGAACACUACGUACGCUCCUCUCGUCUGCCUCUCUUCCCUUUUUUGUUUGUGUGUGUGUGUGUGUGUGUGUGUGUGUGUGUGUGUGUGUGUGUGUGGAUAGUUGACGUCUCGUUGUUGUUGCGAGAAGCGAGAAGAAGCCGAGCAUCCUGCACCCCGCCUGCAGCGAUGGGAGAAGCCGAGACGCGGCAGAAAUUGCUGCGCAAUGUGAAGAAAGAGGUGAAACAGAUCAUGGAGGAGGCGGUGACCCGGAAGUUCGUGCACGCCGACAGCAGCCACAUCAUCUCCUUCUGUGCCGUGGUGGAGGCCUGCGUGCUGCACGGACUCAAGCGGCGCAUCGCGGGGCUGCUGUGCAGUAACAAGGUCGCGGCGCUCUUCAUGAAGGUGGCAAAGAGCUGCUCGCCCGCUGAGCAACUCUGUCACAAGGUCCAAGAGCUGGAGCGCCUCAUAGAAAACAGCAAACAGAACAACUCUUUGCAGAGCAACGAGCGCAGUCGGCAGUCCAAGUUGAACAACCUCCCCCCUCAAGCGCUCAAACAUCUGUGGAUACGAACUGCUUUGCUGGAGAAGCUGCUGGACAAAAUCGUCUUGUAUUUAGUGGAGAACUGCAGUACGUACUAUGAGAAAGAAGCCAUGCUGAUGGACCCCGUGGACGGGCCCAUUCUUGCGUCCCUAUUGGUUGGUCCUUGUGCUUUGGAGUACACCAAAGUCAAGACAGCAGACCACUUCUGGACCGACCCGUCUGCUGACGAACUGGUCCAGAGGCACCGCAUCCACAGCGGCCACUGUCGACAAGACUCUCCCUCAAGAAGACCAGCCCUGAUCCAGAAGAGACAGUCCAGUGGCAGCAUGGACGAUCGUCCUCUGGUGUGGGCGAGGGAGUACGUGGAAUCUCUCCACCAGAACUCCAGAGCCACUUUGCUGUUCGGCAAGAACAAUGUUCUGGUGCAGCCGAGGGACGACAUGGAGGCCAUCCCAGGGUACUUGUCUCUGCACCAAACUGCAGAUCUGAUGACACUUAAAUGGACACCAAACCAGCUGAUGAACGGGAAUGUCGGAGAGUUGGAUUCUGAGAGGAGUGUCUACUGGGACUUCGCCAUGACGAUUCGCUUGGAGGAGAUUGUGUAUCUACACUGUCAUCAGCAAGUGAACAGCGGCGGAACAGUGGUUUUGGUGAGCCAGGACGGUAUCCAGAGACCCCCUUUACACUUCCCUAAGGGGGGCCACCUGCUACAAUUUCUCACCUGCCUGGAGACAGGCCUGCUACCUCACGGCCAGUUGGACCCGCCGCUCUGGAAUCAGAGAGGGAAGGGAAAGGUUUUCCCCAAAUUGCGUAGGAGGAGCCCACAUGGGUCAUGUGACUCGGUGUCUGACAAAGAGGAUGAGGAAGCCACCGAUUAUGUGUUCCGGAUCCUCUUUCCUGGGAAUCAAAUGGAGUUCAUGGGUUUAGAGCUGAUGGACCAGGGUAUGACCAUGUGGCAACCAACCGCCAGGAAGUCCUCCUGUUCCUCCUGCUCACAGAAUGGAUCAUCUGACGGCUCUCUGCCUAAUGGCUGCAAUCAAGAACGGGCUCCCCUAAAGCUUCUUUGCGACACCAUGAAGUACCAGAUCAUCUCACGGGCUUUCUACGGAUGGCUGGCGUACUGCCGCCAUCUGUCCACAGUUCGCACCCACCUCUCGGCUCUGGUCAACACCAAUAUCGUCGUCCCCGAUGUGCCUUCGGAUGCCCAAGGAGGCCUCUCUGCGGACGUCUGGGCCAAGUUCCUCCACGACAGCUCUGCCUACGAGGAACAUGAGAUACACAGGCUUGUGUAUUUCGGCGGUGUGGCACCUUCACUACGCAAAGAGGUGUGGCCCUUCCUGUUGGGACACUACAAGUUUACAAUGAGCGAGAAGUGCAGGAUGGAGACUGACCAGCAGAUGCGCGCCUUGUACGAGCAGAACAUGAAGGAGUGGCAAGGUUGUGAGGCCAUCGUGCGCCAAAGGGAGCGAGAGAAGCACGCCGAGGCCCUCGCUAGAUGUUCGUCAGGCGCCAGCGUCGAGAGGGGGCCUGUCGAGCGGGACUCCACCAUCAGCACGGAUUCGUCGCUCAGCAGUAACUCAGAUCAGCAGAAUGUGCAGUCACAGAGCGACUCCAGCAGUAGUGCACUGGUGUUUGUAUCGGUCGAUGCCGGCGAUCUGAUGGAGACGAGACCGGAAGAAAGUCAAAAGCAGCACAACAAUCCAAUUAAGGACAUCCCUGCUAGUCCUGUUAGCUCCAGGAAACGAUCCGACCCUACAGGUUCAACGGAGCCAGUGAUUGAAUCUUCUCAGCAGUCAAUGGACACAUCAGAGGUCGUCAACGUACAAUCUGUGGAUGAAUCACUGCCACACAGUGAAAAUAUUCUAGACACAAGAGCAAAGGACGGCUUCUUAGACAUUGAAAGGAUGGAGACUGAAAGUGACGGGGGUGAGGAUGUUGGAAACACAAUGAAAUUAGAGUGCUCUGACGCUGAGAAGUCUAAAAAUGCUAAUGAGAAAGCUGGUUUUGUAAAAAGUAUAAAUACAAACAAGGAUGUAAGAUCUCCCCCAGGGAACACCAAUAUUAUCAAGCUGGAAACUGAGAUUCAGAACAAAUAUUUCCAAGCACCUCCGAUGGGUCAGGCUUUACAUUUUCAAGCACAAAAUACUAAAGAUCAGGACAGUAAAUCAGUUUCUCUGGUAACACUAGAGGAAAUUCUACAAAUUGGGGCUGAACCAGAGUGUUUAGAAAAAGGAGAUUCAAAAGCAAUUUCAGUUGAGGCAAUGGAUUCUGUGUGUGAAGCCAGAAAAGUGUCAGACAUCCCAUUUGAGAAAGGCUCAAACUCACCUGUAAGGCAAGUCCUUAAUGCUCUCCAGUCGGCAUCCCGCGGGAGCCUUUCGCUGUCCUCCCACACCCGGCCGUCCCCGGACUCGGACGAUUCCCCCUCCGCCUUAGAGAUGGAGGACAUCCCUGCCGGGGUGACAUGUUUGAACCUGGAGGAAAUUAGCAUUAGGCCUUUGACUGCCCUCGCCGCCCCUCCGGCCUCGCUGGCUCGGAGAGGGAAGACAGCACCUGAGGACCUGGUCUUAGAUCACCAUCUGGACACAGCUUGCAACACCAGUCCUGAGGGCACGGACCUGGGACUUUCCGAAGAUGAGCCUGACACCGAAAAUGUGUUCACAGCAUCGGAACCUGUAGAGGCCGCAGGAGAGUCUAAAUGUGACAAAUCCUUGGUGCACAAAACCUACUCUCAAGAAACACUGGACAUGUAUCUGAUCAACUUGCAUCGCAUCGACAAAGAUGUCCGACGGUGUGACAGAACCUAUUGGUACUUCACUCCAGAAAACCUGGACAAGCUGAGGAACAUCAUGUGCAGCUACGUGUGGCAACAUCUGGACACAGGUUACGUCCAGGGCAUGUGCGAUAUACUGGCUCCCCUUCUGGUUAUUCUGGAUAACGAGGUGAUGGCGUUCAGCUGCUUCACUGAACUGAUGAAAAGAAUGAACCUGAAUUUUCCUCAUGGGGGCGCCAUGGACUCACAUUUUGCCAACAUGCGUUCUCUUAUCCAGAUCCUGGACUCUGAGCUGUUUGAACUGAUGCAACAAAACGGCGACUACACUCACUUCUACUUCUGCUACCGCUGGUUCCUACUGGACUUUAAAAGAGAAAUGGUCUAUGACGAUGUGUUCUCCGUUUGGGAAACCAUCUGGGCGGCGGCGUACUCAACAUCUGAGCAUUUUGUGCUUUUCAUCGCAUUGGCGCUGGUGGAGAUGUACAGGGAUAUCAUCCUGGAAAACAACAUGGACUUCACGGAUAUCAUCAAGUUCUUCAAUGAAAUGGCAGAUCAUCACGACGUCCCGCAGGUCCUGAUGAUGGCCCGAGACUUAGUCCACAAAGUGCAAACACUUAUAGAAAACAAGUGAGCAGCGUACUCGCCUGUUUAGGUGGUUUUAAAGAUGACACACACAAAAAGCAAACAAAACAAAAUAUACAGUUGCAAGAAAAAGUAUAUAAAAACCCUUUGGGAUCACUUGUAUUUCUGCAUAAAUUGGAUAUUAUAUGUGUUCUGCUCUACAUCUAAGUCACAACAACAGACAAAAUCUGCUUAAACUAAUACAGCACCAAAAAAAACAUUUUUUUAUUCAACAGAAUAUGUGAACAUUUACAGCGCAGAGUGGAAAAGUAUGCGAACAUUUGAUUUUAAUAAUUGGUUGACCCUUCUUUGACAACAAUAACCUCAACCAAACGUUCGCUGUAAUUGCAGAUCAGACUUGCACGACGGUCUGGAGGACUUUUUGACCGUUACCCUUUAAAAAAGUGUUUCAGUGCAGCGAUAGUCUGGUGUAAAAUUCUUGCUUGAGGUCAUGCCACAGCACCUCAAACGGGCUGGGGUCAGGAAUCUGACUGGGCCACUCCUGGAGUUCUGUUGAUUUACUUUUUACGGUUUGGGUCAUUGUCCUGUUGCAUCACCCAUCCUCUUUUGGGCUUCAGUUGGCAGACAUGUGAUUUUAAGUUUUUCUAUAAUAUGUUUUGAUACAAUUGGGAAUUCAUUUUUCUGGCAAUGACAGCAAUCUGUCCAGACUCUGAGACACCAAAGCAGCCCCAAACCAUGAUGCCUCCUCCACCGUAUUUCACUGUUGAGAGGUUUUGAUGUUGGUGUACUGUGCCUUUGUUCCUCCACUCAUAGCGUUGUGUUCCUCCACUCAUAGCGUUGUGUUCCUCCCAAACAACUCAAUAUUUGUUUCAUUUGUCCACAGAAUAUUUUAACAGUAGUGCUGUGCAACAUCGAGGUGCUCUUUGCAAUCAAUCAAUCAAUGUUUACUUAUAUAGCCCUAAAUCACUAGUGUCUCAAAGGGCUUGCAAACUUCAAACGUGUAGCAAUAUUUUUCUUUGACAGCGGCGGCUUCCUCCGUUGUGUCCCAUGAACUCCACUCCUGUUCAAUGUUUUCCUUAUUGUUGGUUGGUCAACAAAAUUGUUAGCAUGUGCCAGAGAUUUUUGUAGGUCUGUAGUUAACACUCUUGGAUUAUUUUUCCCUCAUUGAGCAUUCUGCGCCAUGCUCUUGCGGUCAUCUUUACAGGAUGACCACACCGAGAGAGUAACACUGCUGAACUUUCUCCAUUUGUAGGCAGUCUGUCUUACCGUGGACAGAUGGACAUCAAGGCUUUUAGAGAUACUUUUGUAAUCCUUUCCAGCUUCAUUGAUCAUAGGUUUUUAGGGAGCGCUACUGUGCUAAGCAAGUGUUCACAUCAGGCAUACUUUGUGAGAACAGCAAACUCAAAACCGGUGUUUUUCUAGGGCAGGGCAGCUUGAACUAACACCUGUAAUCUCAUCACAUUGGUUGGACUCCAGGUUGGCUGAUUUCUGGCUCCAAUUGACUCUUGGAGAAGUAAUAAAUUUAGGGGUUCAUACUUUUUCCAUACCUAGUGUGAACACAUUGUGUUGGAAAAAAAACAACAGGAAAACAUAACAUUUUAAGUGCAGUAUAAAUUUAAGUAGAUUGUUGUGACCUAAAUAAAGAUCAGAACUAAUUUUAUGCCCAAAUUAUGCAGAAAUCCAAGUAAUCCCAAUGGGUUCACAUACUUUUUCUUGCAAAUGGAACUAAAAUGCAGUAACACGAGUGCAGCGGUUUUAAGUGGUUGCUCCUUUCUAUAAUUGGUAAGAUGCAAUUGAAGGGCGAGUAAAUGUAUUUUCCAAGCGCUGUUCACCUCGUGAAUGUACUUUCAUCGAAACUGCUUCAAGAUCUUAUUUUGCCUUAAAUAUUUUUUCAGGGAUACGGCAAAUGUCAGAUCAUUUAAUCACACCGUCGCAUUCAAUUGUUAGGAUUCAAAUUGGGUGCUGCUAAUGACCAAAACAAUUGAUUAGUGUUGGGGUGUGUCCAAGUGGCUUGUGCAAUUCCUGGUGUGUUAGUCGAUAACCAUUAGGCUUGAUGCCUCCUAAAAGCUGCUUGGCAUCUGUCUUGCAGAAUAUCCUUAGCCAGCUCAUUUCUGUCCCAAUCCUUUACAUCUUAACAAAAACCGUGUUGAACAUUUUUUCUGUGUAGUUUCAUUUUGGUGCUCGCCGACUCACUUUAGUGUGCUCAAACAAAACGGAUUACUAGAUUUAUCACUAAACAUAAAUCAGUGAACUCUGGGAUUUUUUUGUGUGAUGACUAAGACAAUGUGAUCUUACUUUAUGAGGUCAAUUUUUUGCAUUUGUAAAAAAAGGUCAGUUCAGUGGUAUCUUAAGUUGGGUCUGUGAAUGUUGUCAUGUCAGGCUUUUAACCAAAUAGACGUAUACUAUAAAUGGUAAGGUUCAGGCAUCCAGAAGGGGUAAAUUACAUCCAUGGGUAACACCAAAACCAUUUUAAAAUUUGCCAGUCGGUUACAACCCCACAGUGUUUCAUUAUCACUGCUUUAAGUGUUCCCAGAUGUUCCUCUGAAACAGGCCAGUGUUGUUUGUGAAUUGUUGUGCUGCUCUUUGUCAGAAGAUUAACCGUAUACAAUGUGAGAUCCAUUGUAAAAACAAAUUAGCACAUAUGAAAUGCAAUACAAUGUCUAUAAAUGGGAUUCAUCUGAUUAUAAUGAAGAGAGAGUUACUAAACAUAUUUAAUUGGAGACAUUUAUUUUUUUCCUGUCUUCUCAAAAAUGUAAGCCGUUAGAAUUAAUUUAUUGUGAAUUAAAAUAUUCUAUUUUGCAUUUGAUGUGUUGUGUGUGUAUUGUUGAGCAUUAAAAUGGGGACAAAGUUCUGAGCUCUUAGGCUACUUUUAACCUACGAACAAAUGCAUUUAAAAAAUAAAAAAAAAACAAGCUUGUAGCGGAAAGUCUGCAAAUCAAACAUUUUAUUGGUAAAAAAAAAAUAGUGAACAGCCAACAUGAAUCAGUAUUUGAAAACAUUUAGGAAUCUGAUUUAGAAGAUACUGAAUAGCAUCACAGUUUGAUAUCAUUUUUUAAAUGUGUGAGUGCUUGAUAUAACAUGAAGUAAACUGGAUUUAUUAAGAUGGACAUUUCAAGGAUUAGUUCACCAAACAAGCUACAUAACGUAAUGCACAUCAGACGAAUCAACA
Nerophis ophidion (straightnose pipefish) is the source of this 7074-nucleotide messenger RNA. Its product is annotated as small G protein signaling modulator 1-like. Gene Ontology annotation, molecular function: GTPase activator activity. The record is from RefSeq and is a predicted model, not a curated record. The transcript has 25 exons. The coding region runs from base 199 to 3954 and encodes 1251 amino acids. NCBI's taxonomy places the organism in Eukaryota, Metazoa, Chordata, Actinopteri, Syngnathiformes, Syngnathidae. Gene Ontology annotation, biological process: activation of GTPase activity.